GAUAUUUAUAAAAAAAAAAUAUCAUCUUCCAAACUUCCAUAGUAUUAUUUAAACCCCACCAUCAUCAUCCCUUCAUUUGCACUCCAAAUUAAAACACCACAAGAGAGAGAAAGACAGAGAUCUAGAGAGAGAGAGAGAUCUAGAGAGAGAAUCGCUAAAACCCUAAUUAUAAUGGCGGUCAUCAAACACAUAACAAUUCUCUCACUAGUUGUCUUUCUACUACUAGCCCUACAUUUCCGAGGCGCAGUUUCGUCGUCGUUCGAAGACGAAGACGACGAGGAAUACGUACUCGACUCCGUAUUCACGAACACGACGAGUACUCUCUCGAGAAGAAGCAGAUUCCUCGCUUCCGCGGUGAUCAAGACAAUCAAGAAAGGCGCGAGCUGCGGUGCGUAUACGAAGAAGAAGGCGCAAGUCUGCAACGGCGUGUCGGCCAAUAAAGGGACCAGCCUCCUCUACUGCUGCAAGAAGCAUUGCCGGAAUGUGCUCGGGGACCAGAACAACUGCGGCGUGUGCGGCCGCAAGUGCGGCCUGGGGCAGCGGUGCUGCGGCGGGGUUUGCACCAAUGUGCUAAAGAACGCCGCCAACUGCGGCAAGUGCGGCAAAAAGUGCAAACAUGGGGUUAAGUGUGAGUAUGGUUACUGUGGGUAUGCGUGAGAACAACAAACAAACAUACAUACAUUACAGAAUUUACGAUUUGUUUUUAGAGAAUUUAUUUUAUAUUAAAAAAAUAAAAAAAAUUUAUUCAUGUCUGUAAAGUAAGAUUCGAGUUUUCUUCAGUCCAUCUCAGACAGUAUACUGUAGUUUGUAGUGAUUUAAUUUGUUGUUUACUGUGUUUUUGUUUUGUGUUCAAAUACAUGUGUACCUCACACGGGAGAUAUAUAUAUUUAAUACGUAAUAAAUUGUUCUUUUUUUUUU
Molecule: messenger RNA, 918 nt
Organism: Erythranthe guttata (spotted monkey flower)
Lineage: Eukaryota; Viridiplantae; Streptophyta; Magnoliopsida; Lamiales; Phrymaceae
Gene: GRI
Product: Stigma-specific Stig1 family protein
Source: RefSeq, a predicted model, not a curated record